Messenger RNA from Porites lobata, 17251 nucleotides. The record is from the annotation of a GenBank genome assembly. Lineage: Eukaryota; Metazoa; Cnidaria; Anthozoa; Scleractinia; Poritidae.
UUCUGCUGUUCUUUCAGAAUCUGUUGUAAGUAGGUUAAAGAUAAAGUAAAGUAACGGAUCCUUUUUCUUGUAUAAACAAGUGAUCAGUUAGCUAAGUAUAUAAGAGCUCGCCUCUUAAUUAAGUUUGAAACGAUCUUCGAUCUAAAAGGAAAGGUUUAUUAUGCAUGUAUUGUAAAUAAAGUAUUUUUUUUUACUGUGUAGAAACACCCUAAAACAGACAGACUUCAUCAGCUUAUCCUCGCUGGAGAUGAAGAGGAGGUAUUCCGAGUUAUCAGUAAAGCCGGAAGUACCGGUGAGUGCCAUAUGUAGGUGUUAAAGUUAGAACCACCUUGUACAGCACCACAAUAACGAUCUGCUCGCCAGCUUUUAACUCUACAGAUUCAAAAGUAAGUCAGUUUUUUAGUAAACUGAACCACAGGAAAGUAUUGCUAAGUAGCUCUGAUUUGAAUGGUUGCACAAGAGGAUUUCUUUAUUGUUUUUGCAAAUGCAUACAUAACGAAAAAUUGCUCAGAUUCGGAUCACAUAUUACAAAUAUAAUACAAAACCAAAGUCGAAAGGAAACCACAAGGCUUAUAAGGAAUAGGCUUCCACAAAAAAUAUUUUACCGAAUGACUAACUGCAACAUAACAGGUCAAAAUCAAUGGCAGAGCUACUUCACAAUAAAAAAUAAAAUAUUAGAGGUUUGUAUCAAGCAUAGUUAGGGUAAACAGCAGUGAACGAAAGGGGAACUAAGUGAAAAAGAAAGCAAAAAAAACUUAAAACUGAGUACGUAUUACCAAGAAUCACUUCGAAAAACAAAGAGCAGCAAGGGAAAGUACUUAGCGCAUAGUAGCCUUAAUAUUAGUUGGUACACAAGGUACUUUUUGCCAGAGCUUUGAACAACACACGUAAAACACGAAUUAUAAACUCAACAGUAAAUGUGAGAACUACAUUGAAAAGUAUAAUAGAUAGUUUUACAGGAAAUCACUGCCCAAGAGCAGUAUUGAAGCUGAUGAUGGAGAUAUAGCAACUAAUAGCGGUAUUCACGGAAGAAAGAAGCUACAAAGAUGUAGCACAACGCUAAGCUUGAUUAUUAACUAAAUGCCUGAUACUACAAGGGACUAAUAUAGAACUGACUGGUUCUCCUUUUGUGUUUUUGUACCCAUAAGAUAUAAACCGUCAAGACAAGUCCGGUAAAACGCCCCUUCACACUGCCAUCUUGUCAAAGCAAUUCCGGAUUGUUGACGAGUUAAUGGAAUACAAUGCCGACGUCACACUAACUGAUGACGCUGGUGAUACUCCUCUACACACCGCUAUUCAUGUUGGAAGUCAGAGACUGGUCCUGGUGAGUUUCCUAGGCUAUUUUCUUACAGGGAAGUAGAUUGUCUGAAGCAACUUGGAAAUUGUGAGCACCUGUGUUUAUGAAAGAAAUUUUCAGAUGGCUUUAGAAUGCAAAAAGAAGAAAACCCAAUAUUUUAGUCCUCCAAAUGAGUUGUGUAAAAACUAGGGGUAACUUUGUUUCCUUGCCCUAUUUGCACAAUAAUGGUGUCUUAAUUUUUCCCAAUCUUACACUUUUUUCUGUGCCCUAAUUGAACCUGCAAAGAACAAACCCCGUUGUCAUUCUUGCUUUGGGAAGCAAUCUGUUGAUUUGGGUAUUACAUUCUAAAUGAUGACUCUGACGUGAUUAUUUGUCUUUGACAUUGAGUCAACAAGGCACGUGAUGAUGGAUGACUGCUCAAGGGUCUUAGCAGAUAGGUUAUAAGCACUUACUAAGAACUUUAACUUAAACAAUUUUCUAAGAAACGUUUCUAAGAAAUAAAAGGAGCUGAAGUAUUAGAAAGUUUUUUUUUUAAAGUAUUAUAACGACUGUGGAUUUAACACUUUCACUUUGCUUACCUCCUUGAAGACUCUUCUCCAGCGUGGCGGAUGUGACGUUCAUAGCCUCGGAAGGAAUUCUGCCACGCCCCUCCAUCUCGCUGCUGCCAUGGACAAUGAUGCGAUUUGCAAGAUUCUGGUGAGAUUUGUGUGAUAAUAUAUCAAACAAUUGGCUCUUACCAUCGCUGGUUUUGUGACUGGCAAUGUUCAGUUUGAUGUACUUUAUACAUAUCUGUACCUUAACAGGGGGUUUUACAUGACAAUAAGGUUUAUUAAGCGUGAACAAGUCAAAAAUGAGAACCCGGUCUACUACAACGUAGAAGUAGUAAUUUGAGUUAUGGAGCAGAUGAAUGCAAGAUUUAAACUGUGCUAACAUCCAGUGCGAGCUGAGGCAGCCAUUGUAUUGGGAUUCUUGUGCGUUACAGCAUUCAGAUUAGUCAAUUAAACAAAACUGUUCUCAUUUGAAGUCUCGCAUAAGAAGGAAAACGAUUGAGGGAGGGUGCUUUUACAAAUCUUCUAUCGAAGAAACAAGCCAUGCAUAACUACAGUACUUAAGAUAAGUCUAGCAAAAAUCUUUCAAAUACUCUUGAAUUACGAAAGCUUAGAAGACCAGUGUACGUAUUUGUUCACUUUGUAAUGUUACCAAAUAGUCUUUUUUGGCACGCGAGUUUUUUUUUUUGUACAUGUAAAAAUUACGUUAUCAUAACAAGAGUGAAAUAUUUAAGCAGUUUGUCAGUUUGGAUAUGUCAUUCGAUGUCCAUGACUUGAAAGCUGGCAUUUACAAAAAUUUAGUUGUUGCAUGACAUCACUUAUAGGUCUGACCAAUAAACCUGAUAUUGCACUUGGAAAUUAGUGAGAAGUUAUGUUGUCAUUUUGUCGCAGAGAAGAGUGACUGCACCGACAAGUCUGGGGUUAAUCUGUAUUAUUUUUGCCUCACAGGUUGAUCAUAAUGCUAGGAUCACACCACUGGAUAAUGAUAGGAUGACACCGAUUGGCCGAGCUAUCGAAAGAGGAGCCAGUAAAUCUGCUCGCUAUCUGCUGCAGAUUGGUAAGUUAUCCAACUAAUUUUACGGAAGAAAUUUUCAGCAACUGUUGUAUUUAUCUCAUUUUUUACACCUAAGAAGGUCAAUACUUUUCCUACGGCCAUUAUGAUCACUUGGCGGUAGGAAUAAGUGAAAGUGAAUUUUCAAGUUCAGAUUCGAAUUGCGAUGAUAUUGUUUUAAAUUAGAUGAUAUAAUCAAUGCAAUAUCUGACGAAAAAAUCUGCCAAGUUAAAGCCUCAUUCACACCAAAGUUGAAGUUUAGUUAAAAACGAUUUACAUUGUUUUUUUCAUAAAAGCUUCUUACUGACUUUAGUUGAUUGCUAAUGCGAUUACAGAACAUGUUGAAUUUUAUUUGGAUUUUUUGUGAAAACAUAUGCUUCAGUUUUUCGUGCCUGUUUUACAACUUUUAACACCUGGUUUUAUUUAACAUGGUUAGUUGGUGUAUUGGGGCAUAAUAUUCAUGUUUUUUGUUGGAUUCGUAACCACAGUUAAUGAACAGAAAGGUUCUGUGGAGGAUUUCAUGCAUGAUGCUGACAUUGAUGGCAGCACUCUUCUUCACUUGGCUGCCAACAGUGGCGUAUUAAAGGUAUUUUCCUGCCAUGCGAUGAAUCCCCAAACUUGAUGUUUUAGUGUAAAGAAAACACCUCAUUCCCUCAUAUCAAAUUUGAUUAGAAUUUUCUCAUAACUUAAAAUGACUGGACUUGAAAACUUGUUACCUUAUCCUGGUUUAAACCAUGAAAUUGGAAUCAUUUUAGGGAGAUGCGUGCUAACAUAGUGGCUAAAAGGAAUAGUACUUUAUCAAAAGCCAAAGGACAUUUAAAUUUCAGUCUAAUGAAGCUUUUUGAACUACGGACGAAAAAAUUGUUUAUAAGUAAAGGACCUCUGCCUGUUGCUUGAUAUUGCUUUAUCUCGUAUACUUUUAUAGAUGGUGGAGUUAUGUGUGGAAUAUGGGGCUCGCGUACGGCAACCGAAGGUAAACUAGCACGUGUAAAUUAAUAAAAACUUAACACAAAUUCACUAAGUCACUAUUCUGGAUAAUUAGGCGUAAACCGUUAUUGCCUUUGGUAGAUAGUAACAUGGACUGUGAUGUCUCUAUGCGCGUUACCCAAAAAUGUACAGGGUUCUUAUCACAAAAAUAAAAGAUCAAUUUCGAUAUUAGAAUUCAUGCACUGUUUACAGUCCUUGCACAUGACUUUAAACGCCGUGUCAGUGUUCACUGAAUUGUGGCUUUUUGUGCUUUUACAUAAUUUUUUCUAACAUGACAAAGGAAAGCAGUCACUCUAAUUGGUUCACCACUCAAGUUACUAUUUUUCUUAUCCCAUGCCUCGUUUGACUCUCGAGCCUCUUUGUGCUAGGAAGCCUUUUGCGCGCGUGCAUAAGAUAACUGUUUAUUCUGUACAAUGGACAGAGAUCAGACAAAACAACAGCUUUUCACAUGGCUUGCGAACAAGGAUCGAUGCCCAUGGUUCAAUAUUUAGUCAGCAAAGACCCUGCAAUCUGUAGAAUAACACUAGUCGACUUCAGAGGCAAGACACCACUUCAUCUCGCCGCGGGGAAAAACCAUGUUCACAUUGUGGAGUUCUUAUUGGAAAAUGUGAGUGCCUUUGUUUCAUAUUUUCACCAAAGGAAAAUAUCGGGUAGAUUUGGGGAGCAGGGAUGUCAAUGAUUCACUCAAUGUCGUGAGAGGCCUCUGUUGAGAAUAUGGUGAAUGUCUGGGAAUACUUCUCGAGGCUGGAGGCCGAGGUUUUCCUAAGAGAUGCAUUUUUCUGUCAGCUAGAGAUAAAACGAACAUGAAGGUUGCCUUCACUUUAUUUUCUGAGAUACGAACUAAUGCUGUUUACUGCGCUUUUCACAAACAUGCGAAUUCUGAAGUUCAAAAGCCAACUGACGAUUGCGUUUUUCGCUGCCGUCAAUCAUCUUAACGGACCUCUUAGGAAACAAAACUUUACUUUAACGGGUUCAAAAGGUCAUGGUUUGUGAUUUGUGAUUGGUGGAUUUCGAUCCGUUUUGUGUGUUUCUGCGUUGCAAGGUUCGUUGCCUGUGAUCGUAAUUAUGAUUGACGGCAGCGAAAAACGCAAUUGUGAAGGCGGCUUUUGAACUUCAGAGUUUGCAUGUUUGUGAAAAGCGCAGUAAAGAACACUUGCAAUGCUUAUUUUCAGUCAGGUUUGUAUUUUAGACUGAAUGGUUUUUACUUCUAUGUAUAUAUCUGUAGGGAGCGGCACUUGAUCCAAAGGACGACGAGAGGCGUACACCUCUUUACUUAGCAGCGAGUUACGGCGCAAAUAGUGUGGUUACGUUUUUGAUGAAUGAAGGCGCUGACGUCACCAUCCGGGAUACCAUGCUCAAGUCUGUGGUUCAUGCGGCAGUGGGUGAUGCAACAUCUAUGGCAUAUUUACUGCAGGUGAGUGUUGUUAUAGCAACUGCGAGUGUGUGAGGGCUAGGUUCUUUUAUUUUAGACAGUGAAGCUCUUCUUUUACGUCAAGUACUCAAAUACCUCAACGCGAGUCAUACCUAUAAAAAACACUGAUAUUUGUCACUCAGUUGUGAUGUAUAAAUUCUAGUUUAAAAACUUAUGAAUAAUUCAUAAAGAAAAAUAAAACAAAACACAGCUGAGCUUUUAGCUCACAUAAAUAUGGAUGAUUGGACUGAUGAAGAGAAUAGAUUUUGAAGCAGUUUAAGGAACUCACAGUACGUGUUUCAUCGAGGAUUUAUUCAUGAUGAAACACUCUUACUCGCCUUUUAAUGCACAACAGUUCUUCUUCAACAAAACAAUAGUAAUAUAUGACUACCGAUGUCAGAAGUAUAAUUAUAAUUAUGAUGUAUAUUUAACCAGAGUCCUGCUGCUGCCGCUCUCAUCACUGAAAAAGACGUUGAUGGAUUUACGCCGGUUCACUACGCAGCCCGAAGGGGAGAUGUCAAGGUGAUGUUACUUUUAUAGUUAUAUUUUAUCUCAGGAAUCUCAAACUUACUAGUACAGCAUCCAAAAAUUUUAAAAAAUGUUACAGGUCGAGAGAUACCUUUAUGUUUUACCGCAGUUAUUUUCCCACUCUUUCAACAGACUAUCAAGUUGUUUGUAGCUAAAAACAGGACGUCCUCAAGUGUCUUGUCGAACAGCUUAGAUACUCCGAUUCACGUAGCAUCAAGGUAGGAAUGCCAGUUGGCGUUUACAAAUGAACAUACUUUUCGACAAAAAUUUAGCCAGUGAAUGAGCCAAGAGUAUGACAAAGGAAACCGAGUACACCAGUAGGAUUGUAUCGGAUUUAAACAUCCUUUAGGUUUCAGAGACGUUGGCUGGGAAACAAAAAACCUGUCAUUAGGUUGCAGUUUCGUUUCCCUUAAACAUUUUUUUAAUGUAGUUGACAGAGGGCCGUUGUUAAGAGUGAACACAGAGAUAAUAUUUGAUUCUUGAUGUAACCCUAACCCUUAUAUUUUACAUUAUCCUGACUGUGCUUUCUAUAACAUUUUUUCACGUAUUGAUCUGUUAGUGGGUUUGAUUGCCCAGUGAUCGAGAAAUAAUUCCCUUAGUCUCGAUAAGAUGCAUGGCGCACUUGAUUGGCCUAAAGGAACAACAAGUAAACAAUGUUUGCUUUUCUCUUCUCUUUUUUCUCGACCUUUUGUGGUGGAAGGUAGAGACUAAGGCAAUCAAUAGCGUAUAUUUACGAUCUAUGUCUCAUAGAGUUACCAUACCCAAAAUGUUUUCAUUGUAUGCGCAGCUCUUAAUUUGUUUGGUAUUUCAAACUCGCCCUGCUUACUUAUAUAUUUUAUAUGAUUUUUUAGCGUGUGAAUUUUUUUUUCGUCAUUAUUUAUUAUUUUAAAGAUAUGGUUGGACGGACACUGCUGUAGCGCUGAUGGAAAACCAAAAUGCUAAAAUCCUUAACAUGCAAAACAGUCAAGGAAAAACAGCGCUUCACUUCGCUUGUGCAGAGGGACAUGACAGCACAGCUGAAGAGCUCCUGAUACUCGGCGCCGAAAUACAAAGGUAUUUUAAUACUUCUAUAUCAUUUUCGCUUGUUACUGCCGAUUUCUAGUCUAUUCUAAGCUAUGAAAAAUCUGUUUUCAUAUGUGUUAUCAUAAAAUGUAACCGUAAAGUCAAUAUCUGCGUUGCUCUUUCAGCAUCGAGUAUUCUUCGUGCUGCUGUUCGUGCUCAUGCACAUUCGUAAAGCUCUCUCCAUGAGUCCCCUGCUUUAAGAUAUAUCAUAUAUGGCUUUAUGAUAGCGAUGUAAAGGCGGAACAAUGUUAGACCUUGCUUGAAUCAUGAAUUGAUAUUUUUAUUCAAUUACAUGAUCUAUUUACAAGCAAUAAUGUCUCCUUCUAAAGAGUCAAAACAAAGAACCCCUAGGGCGUGGUGAAACGGAGACUUCCUUUACGUUUGUCAACAUUUUUUUCAGAUCUGAUGAACAAAAAUAAAAUUUGUUUUUUCACAAGCCAGGUGUCUUUUAACUAAGACCGAUCGUGAAUCAGUCUUUAUGGGAAAGACAACCCUUUCGAAAAAAGGGUUUUUUGGAUGGCGUUGGCACGUUGACAGGCAACGUUGAUCUGACCCACGCAUACACAUCAUGUUCGAGUCACUUAUAUGCUUUUGUUCUUGUUGCAGAGAUUACAAUGAGCGAACACCCCUUCAUUACGCUGCUGGGAGAGGAUCACUGGCCUGUUGUCAGGUGAUGGUUAAAAAAUACGAGGACUGUGUUAACGAUGUCGACAAAAGCAAGGUACUGAUACGUGACUAAAGAUAGAUUGAAAAACAUUUAACUUUAAGGCUAUGAAUGGGGCAUCCCGUAGCUUUCCUACAAAUGCUGAAAUGUCAGAGCAUAACCAUUAACCAUUUGGAACUAUGAUAACGUUUAACACCACCUUCUUUACACAGAACACUGCUAUGCAUUUGGCGGCGAUCAAUGGCCAUCCACUUGUGGUGAACUUUUUUCUGACAGAUCUGAAGGCAAAAGUUUUAAUGAACAACGACCAUGAAAAUAUCCUGGAUAUUGCUGUCAGGUCAGAGCAUAAGGAUGUAGCAUCAGUGAUAGCCAGGCAUGACAGGUAAGGUGGGAACUUUGAAUUAAUGUUAUAUCAUUCGUUUUCCAUUUCGCGUAAAAGCCGCAAUGCUGUCUCUCUAGUUUGUAAAGAACUAAACUUGAGAAGAAAAUGUUCAUUACGUUUACAUACUGAAAAUACAAUAUCAAUUUGUUUAAUUACUUUAUAAGCUAAACAGAUUCUCUUGAAGACAAAUCAGUUGGAAUACUGUUAAAUGGUUAAUUGCCUUCUAAUCCAUGUUACCUCAGUCUUUCUCAGUCAUGAAAUUUGUCUUUAGCCGUUUAUAAGAUCAGAAAAACAGUGUAUCUAAUUGGGUUAAAUAUCUUCAGGUGGGAAGAAGUGCUGUGUAAGUGUUCUACUGGUCUCGUACCUUUGAUGAAAAAACUGAUUGAAAGGAUGCCAGAUGUGGUUGUGGUAGGUGAUGAGCGUUCUAUUACUUUACUCAGAUACACACAGUGCGGACUGCAUGUGAGUAGAAAAUGUUUUUAAGGUAAUGAUGCGAAGAGGGAAUGGAAUAACCCGAGUUCCAUGUGAAGAUCUUCGCAGGCUGUAUUUCUUUCUUGAGUUCAACCUGCUACCAAACGUGAUAUUUAUUUCCUUAAAACUCAUUAAAACUCCUAGUUCAACCGACUUCAAACCGAAUUUGGCUUUCAACAGUUAAGUUUGUCGUGGUUACGUUUUAUCAUAAAAUAAUCUAUUAUUAAUAUGUAUUAUAUAGACACGAGUGUUUUACUGGAAAAUAUACCACUCGUAAAAUUCAUAAAAACUACAUCGGGGACCCGAGUGGUUUAUUUCCAUAAUCUCACACCUGAGUUUAUCGAUGACGUAAUUUUGGUAACUUCCCUCUAUUAUUUUAUCGAUGUCAUUUUGUCUAUAUAAUAAAAAGAACAUUACACGGCGGCUUGAAGAUAUCUCGCUGCUCUCGUUCGUAAAAUAUUGUUUUGCCACUUGAAAAUAAAAUUCAUAUCUUCGCGCCACUGUGUAAUAUCCUCUAUAUAUGCAAAAGAUGCCUAUUGCAAUGUCUGUGUUUAAGUUAUAAGCUAAACAGGUCAUACAAACAAGCAUUUUAAAUUGUAGGAUUUUUUGGAUCAAUGCGUGGAAGAGAAAGGAGAUCCUGAAUCUGAGGAUUAUAUGGUGAGAACAUCAUCCCUGUCCACACCAAGUAAAUUUUAUAUUGCAAUAUUUGUGACUACUUCUUAGUGGGCAGGUAAUGACAGUGAAAAUUAAAGUUAUACAUGACAAGAAGGCAAGAUUGCCCGGAGCCUGGAUUCCCAUGCAUGUCCACCCUAAAUACUGAGCAGUGUUGGUUGAAGAAGAACUUUCUUCAUGCAGCUAUUUUCAGUUCCCGCAAAGAAAUCUAUUAGCGCUCAAAAACAUCUUUGGCUUCUCAAAAUCCGGACAAAUUUUAUCAUGCAUGCAAACGAGCAAAGAACAUUAAGGUAGAAAAGCAAACUGAAGAUAACAUAUAUGAAGUGACAAAAAUGGGAAGGACAACAGUAGUAAACAAAGGGAAGAUUGAAAACAGAUAUAAACAAUAAUAAAAGUCGAUUCUUUAGCAAUGAACCCAUCAAAACGACAUUUUAAGUCAACGAAUUGUAUUUUUAUUUAGAUGACAUAUAACUUGAAUCUAAUUCAAGGGCACUAUCCUGGAGAAAAACUGAAAGGCGACAGAAAAUCAAUGCAGCUCAUUGAGGUAAAUGUCAUAAUAUGCACAGCCUUGCGCUUAGGAACAGGGGGCUUACUCUCUGUCCCGGUCCCACCAUUGCACUUCAUCAGUAAAUUGAUUCUGAGUAUAUUAGCAGCGGUGUUCUUCGGCGUCCCUGUUUAUUUCGUCUAUUAAUUAUAUCUUAACGGUAAAUAGAUCGUACAUAUCAGUUUUCUUCUUAAAAGUACAAUGUCUCAGAUACCUUUUGGCUUUGGUUAGAACGACGUUCAUUAUGAAUGUCUGAAUAAUUUAAGUCACAACAGGCAGAAAUGACGUAUUAUGAGAAUUUCAAGAAACAUUCAACGUAAGACUUUGCAUUAAAUGGUAAGAAGAGGUUCGAUUCUAAUGUGACACUUAUACUGCGAUAUCAACUGCGCGUGUUUUUUGCUAAUUUGCUUAUGCAUGUAUUUUGUGAUACUAGGCAAUGGCUUUACAUCGACGCGAGAGAUGUCUGACCCAUGUCAUAUGUUAUGAGUUAUUAGAUACCAAAUGGUAAGAUGGAGCUAGAGCAGUCAACUCUCCCUAACGAGAACACUUUUGGGACCGGCAAUGUCUGUCCGUUUUAGAGAGAUGUCCGUCUUAUUGAGAGUUAAGGAAUAAAGGCAGGGAUCAACUCUUGAUGUACGAUUUCGCGAGGUGUCUGUCUUAUAGAGGUGUCCUUUAAGAGAGAGUUCACUGUCACGUAUUUACUAGUUGAACACCUCUUAGAGGCACCAAGAUAUAUCUUAGUGUCUUAAUGAUAAUGAUUAUGAUAAUAAUAAUGAUAAUUAUAUAUUAAUGAUAAUGAUGAUGGAGAUGAAAAUGGCUUAUUUAUUAUAAAAUCAUCAAUGAAAUACCAAGUGAGCUUUCGCGCGAAAACUUGAUAUCUUCACAAUGUGAGCAUUGCAUGUUAUCUUCACAUGUGAAAAUAUCACCAUUGUUAUGGCUUCAUAAUAAACCAUAACUUUCAGACCAAAAAACUAUUUAAGUAAAAUGGUUUGGCAACAGUUAACUAUCUAAAAAUAUCUUACCUCACUUUGUCGGUAAGAAUAGUGUUUAAUUUCUCUUUUAUUCUUCUUUACAGGAAAAAAUAUGGUUGGAUUACAUUUACCGUCAAUCUGCUCUCUUAUUUCUGCUUUAUAAUCCCGUUGACGGCUCUUGCUGUUCACGGAAGAGGUGGAGUGGAGAACCUCUGUAGUAACGGGACUUUUAUUUCCAUUGAGGUACAUUCUUCAUUCUUCACCGUGAAAAAUAAUGGGUGAAGGGUAACUAGGAUGUAGUGGAGUGCUAAAACGUUCGCCUGAGUAUUCCAGUUGCAACCUUACUAUCCGCCACUAAAUACAACGUUAAGUUUGAACAACUCUCCCCUUCAUUCCCUUCUUUCUCUAAGGGCGACCUUUACUCUUCGUCAGGCUCCUGGCCCUAGGGCACAGCUUAACGAAGUAGAUUUCCGAUUAACAUUUAAUAAACGAAAGAAAAAAGGUUUGUAAGAGUUUGUUAAACACGCAACACAAACCUUGAGCUGCAGUUUCGCUAGGGGCGGUGUAUAUGAUUACGAUUACGAUCCUUCACGCAUGUGGUCUUUGUGACCGAUACUCAGCUCACUUCCGCGUUUAAUAGUCCUUUUAGUCAGAAGUGACGCUGCUCUGGCCAAUCAGACAGCAGCCAGUAAAACCCUGGUUAACUCCCUGAAUGACGACGGGCUGUUGUUAUGAUUGCACUGUUAUGAUUAUGAUGCCGAAAGUUUGAUUAUGGUUAUCAAUGUCAUUAAGGUAAAAAAAUAAUUUUGAGCACUUUUUUUAUUCCAGUUGUGGAAAUUUGACUGCCUUUGCGCUUGUGGACGUUUUUUGUUUACCAAAAUAUUUUGGAAACUUCGAUAGAAAGGCCGUUGGACGAGGAGAGUCUUCCAUUUGACAAAAGUUCUACUCGUUCCCCUCUCAAAUAGCCGUGAAUCGAGUCUGAAACUGGUGAAAACUCGAAAAUGGAACACAUAGUUCCAAUUACACCCACGAAUUUUCCGUUGGAAUGCUCAAAAAGUGUGUUGUUUAUUAUCCCAAAAUGGCAUUUCCGGAGUUUCAUGAUAAAUGGAAAGCGUUUCCCAAUUCAGACCAAGGGAUGUUUUCAGGGGAAUUAUGCAGUGCAUGCAUAUGGAAGGGAAGACAGUUCUUUUGGGGUAACACAUGGUCUGAAAUGGAAAGAAAACAAGCAUACCAGCUAAAAAGGUCUAUUUUGUUUUCUCUGCAGGAAAGCUGCACGUAUUCAGAUUUGGUAAGUGAAAAAAUACAUUGCCUUCUUCAUCACGUAAAAAUCGCCCGUCAGAUCACACGUACCUUAAGCCUCUUAACUAAAAGGCAUGGUGCGAGCAGGUUACCCUUGUGUGUUUAUCAGACACUGUGUUUUUACAUGUUUUUAGACGACUCAAGUGCUGAGUGUUGCUGUCUUGAUAGUGACUACGGGUCUGAUGGCGAAGCACGUCAUUGCAUUGAUUCGCAAAGUGAGUAUUCUACGCAAAACGUCCUUAUUUCCUUUCGCCCAAAGUUAAGACUUUUAAUAAAGAUUGAGAAGUCACGCGUCUUAAUAGCUUUUAAAUUCAUGCUUUUUAGCUUGUUGGGGGGAGGGGCUGAGAAAAAGUGUGGCAACAACAAAGAUAGAUUAUACCUUCUGUAGCGCCAUUUCCUUGAAGACUGAAAAAAAAACUGCAAACAUAAAUCGCCAUUCUAACCUGGCUUUCUAGUACCAUAAUACUUAAUCGAUUUGUUAACUGCGAUGGUUAAAGCUUAAUUGGUAGAGAACUGGUCUACAAAGCGGGAAGGUUGUGGAUUCCCGCCAUUCCCGCAGAUUGUCCAGUGCCCAGUUUUUUCCUUUUACACAACUUGACCAUGACUAGGUAGAAGGUCUUCAGUUUUCAAAACGUUUUUCUUGCUUCAUACAUUUGCGCUUACAUAAACAUCUUUCUCACAGCGUCUGGCAUAUGUACUCAGCUUUUUAAACCUGGUGGAGUGGAUCUGCUACGUUGCUACUUUUGUUUUCGUCCUUCCCCCGUGCGACUGUAAGAAAGGUUAUAAACUGCAGGCUGGUGCAGUGGCCUUGUUCUUUGGCUGGAUGAAUCUCAUUCUUUACUUCAGAAGGUAAUGAAAUCUUCAACGUAUUUAUAGAGCGUUUUCACUCACGUGGCCAGCCGCUAUGCAAAUGUUUGAAAUAAAUUAAGGAAGUUUUUACGUAAGGAAAGGCCACCUCCCACAGGCCGUGUUUCACAGGAACACCAACAUGGCCGCAGUUUCACCAAUAUGGCGGACGUGACGUCAUGUAAAAACGCUCUAUACGGAAAGUCGUGAAAAAAAGGGAAAAUUUGUGACUUCAAUAAACCAUUUGUUUUCAAGGCCGUUUUCAGCUCCCAGGUUCCAAUGUGUAACGAACUUGCCUAAAAGCAAAGUUUGCUCGUUUGAUGUUUAUUUUCCAGGCUGUCUUCCUAUGGACAGUACGUAAUCAUGCUGACCACCAUGUUUGUUACUCUUUUCAAGGUGAGAAGUAAAUCGUGCCAUUUUUAUAGACCUUGUAGAGUAUGUGGCCUUCCUUGACAAUUCAUUAUCCACAAACAUCAUUAACACUUUGCCAGUUGACGCUUAAGGAUUAUGGCUAUGUUGGUAACCUCUCUCUCAGGGACGAGGUUGGUUUAUUGCUUGGUGGGCAUCGUGUUUUGCUUAAAAUUAUUAUCCCUUCACUUCCUUGGCCAUGGCAAGCAAAGCCCUAACAAAGUGCAACUAACUCGCAGAAAGCUUGCCUAUACUUUACGGACAACGUGUAUCUGCUUGCGGUCCUGAAUUAAAAUUGUUUGCACCUGAUUUUAAUGGAUAGCUGAUUAUGUAUUAACAUGUUUAAAAAUAAUUAAAUGAAACACGUAUAAGAUACUAGUGACUAAGCAAAUGUUUUAAUCUUUGUUUUUUUCAAGGUAACGUUGUUGUGGCUAUUAUUUGUGAUGGCGUUUGGAACCACAUUUUACAUGAUUAUGGAUCAAGUAAGUUCCACAAGUCUUUUGUUCAAAAUGGCAUUCAAAACUGAUGUCACUGGACUCUUCUCCCCGCCAAAAUUCCGAUCAUCCUUGGUUAAAAGCUACAAGUAGAGGAUAAACUGUUAGUGUGACAAGAAAGGGUUUUUGCUAUUUAUAUAGAACACUGAAAGUUUUUGGGCAGCGUAUUGCAAUUUCUUCAAGGAGUCACCUUUAAACUUGAUUGAAAAAGCUCAACCACGAACAUGGCUCAUAUGACAUUGUUUAAUUUCCUGAUAAAUUACCAUUUUCAGAAAUUAUGUUCUCUCUUCUGAUAUAAUACCUGGCUUGAACAAAAAGUGACCAGCUCUCUUUAUUUUAGUGUCGAGAGAUAGAAAUUGUGCUGCUAUGCAACUCAAGAGAACACGUCAGCAUAUCAUUAAAAUACACUGAGUGGGCUCCGUUGCCAGCUUUUUACCCGCAACUCAUCAAAAGUUUAAAGUAAACAUGGUGGUUUUAUUUUCUGAUGUACAGGGCGUGUUUACCGAAAGACUAGAAUAUUCAUUGAUGACCAUUUACGUGAUGACCAUGGGAGAGUUAAAUUACCAUGAUGAGUUCGUACCUUGGGAAAGGCUUCCAUUCUCCACUCUGACCAACAUUCUGUUUAUUGUUCUCGUGCUUGCAAUGCCAAUCAUUUUGAUGAACAUGUUGGUGAGUUUGACCCUUAAGAUUUUACAAAGCUAUAAUUACGUUUCAUCGUGGUUUGUUAGAAUACUUAGCAAAGCUUAUAUCUCUCUGAAAGUACGAGAAUGUGAGUGAAAAUCCCUUAAGCCAAUUCUUAUUUUCUUCAUACUGUCAGGUACAGGGUGUUUUCGGAUCCUAACGAAUUUUAUCCUGUUUUAGUUUAAGACAGAAUAUGAUUAAUCAUGCAGUUCACUUCAAUAUUAAUUAAAUCAUAACAUUAUAGUGGGUAAGCCGUCAUAUUCAUCCUCCAGCAGCAAAUAGCCGUUGCUGAUGAAUUACCUUUUGCAUAUUUUUUAAUUUAGGUCAUGAACGAACACUUAGAAGAAUACAAUUUCACAUUUCAGUGCCAGUCCAAGAAGACGACUUAUUUCUUUGCUGGGGUCUUAAACAUUGACUUAGCCUGUUUCAGUCGCCAAGAAAGUAAUGUUCAGUGAUCAUGACAACUGAUGCGUUAAACGCGCGGGAACUGGGGAGAGAGGAGUCGCCCUGCCCCUUCCCUAGAUCACACGCGUGUUAUUUGGCUUCUUUUUACUCCCUGCUAUCCGACGAGAGCCGAGCAUAGAUUAGCAUUGACUGGAAAAGGUGACAGCCCGAGAAAAUCUAGUAGUGUAAUAAUCUAGUGUUAUAAUCGAUGUUAUUUCCCCUUUGAAAACUUUACUUCUCAUCUUGUUGAUGUACAAAAGCUAACGUACGAUCUACUGUCGAUUGUUUACAAUGUAAAUAACAAAUGUAAUCUCUCAAAAAUGCGCUACCUCUAGCAGCUUUUAAAAAAUCUUAAAACUGAGUUAAUUUAAAGGUCUUAAAGUGCGAGAAACAUAUUUAUGCUUAAUCUGUGUUAGGUUGGCCUUGCUGUGGGCGACAUUGACAAAAUUCAACAAAAUGCCUUGAUGGAUCGCUAUGUGCUGCAGGCAAGUUAAUAAAUAUGCUGAACAUGAGUCUUUUCAGGUUGUCCUCCAUUGACAAAAUUGAGGGGUACACAAACCACUGGGAAAUGUUUAUUGUGUCACAUGAAAAAUGGCAUAUUUUCUUUCAUUGUCGAAACAGAGAUUUCUAAACGCUGAAAAUAAAUGCCACUACUAACACUAGAGAUGUCAUGUCAAACUAUCUGAAACGAAAUGUAACCUCGGGGAGGGCGGGGGGAGAGGGGCUCAUUGUAUAGAAUCUUUUUAAGUUUACUUCUGUGGCUUAUAUUUGAUUGUUUUCACUCCUUUGAUUACCUAAAUUGUCUAGAAAUGAACCCAAAAUUUGUCUAUAGGUUUAAACUUGAGCUAUUCUUCGAGCCUCGUAACUCCCAGAUUCUCAGCCUUUUGCUUGGCCGUCGUUUUACCCUGGGUUCUGUUGUUGCCUUAUAUUCCGCUGUUUCUGUCAAAAUGACGAUUUUUCUAGGCUGAUUAGGCUUUCAGGCACUAAAAACACAUCAAGAAAUAGUAAAUUCUUAAUGCAAACCGGAUCAUGAUACGUUUCUCAACGUACUUAGUUGUUGUGGUGUCUUUCAGGUCCAGAUGCUCUUGGAUAUUGAGCGUUCUAUGCCUACGUUUUUCCUUAAACAUGUUCAAGUUGAAGGCUAUUCAGAAUUUCCAAAUCACGCCCAAUCAAUCAGGGCAAAGGUAACUAUUAACAAGUGUUAACGCUGAUUGUCUUUAAUAACCCUUAUAAGGCCUAAAAUAGAGAGAAGUAUGACGUCACGUUACCAUGGUAACCAAAUUUUCUGGAUCACAACAGUUUGGAGCUUAAGCUUUAACGACGGCGACGACGACAGGAAAUGCUUUUUUGUACAUUUCUUAGCCGUCGUUGCAAGAUUCCAAAUUUUACGCGCCUUUGUGGAGUAGGUGAACACAACACAAAAAUUUUCUUUGCCUUUUUCUAAACUUUGAUAUGGUCCUUUCGAUUCAACCCCAGAAAAUUUGAAACAGUGCGAAUUCACUUUUUAAGUGACGUUUUCGGUUUGUUGUCAUCCAAAAAUUUUGCUACCAUGGCAACAUGACGUAACGACUUUUCCUCUCUAUCGGAGGAGCUCAAGCGAGUUUUGUAGCUCUUUCGGUCCUAAUCAGCUCUGUACCAACAAAGAGGGCAUAUUCGGGUUUCAUUAAAAAUGGACACGCCCUCCCUAGGAUUUUGUCAGAAGACGCAGACUCUUAAGUUAAAAAAGACAAUUUGACAGGCACGGAGAUUGUGGCAAUAGCUUCUGGUUUUAACUACUCUGAUCCUCUGUGCUUUUUAUUCUAUUUUUUUCGUUUUCCAGUUGUUUGAUGCAUUUGUGUCGUUUCGCAAGCCAGAAACAGCUGAAGUAGAAGAGGAAGAAGAGUUAUCACCCGGCAUGGCUAAAAUUAUUGGGAAGCUUGAUGAACAAGAAAAAAGGUUUCUAACUCCUUUUAUGUAAAUACUAUAAAUUAAGAAAAUAGGUUACUGGAAAAUAACAUGUAAAGUAUAAAACACGAAUUCAGUAAAGAGACUUCGUUUCUAGACGCUUCUGCGCUUGACAUCAAUUGACCAGCCGUCAAUUUGAAACCACGCCAUGUUGCGUUUUCCUACCAACAUUUGAUAAUAUUCAUUUAUUAAAAUAAUCUUAUAUUUACGCAUGCGCAUGGUGAGCGAAAAAUGUAUGUGGUUGUCAUUACACAGGUGUUAUAGUUUAUAACGUGCUGUCUCCUUUGACUCUGUGCAUAAUAUUUACCUACAGUAAAAUAUAUACGUCCAUCUACCCGACAGAGUUUAUAUCCAGUAAGUCAGUCACAUAAUCUUUACAUUUUUAUAGGGUGGAUAAAAUGUACGACAUGUUUAAAGAGCAGAGCGACACAUUGAAAGAACAAGGUGAAAUUUUAAAAGAGCUCUUGAACCACGUAAAGGAAAAAAGCAAAAAGGACGAAACGACAAAGAUGCCAGGAUUACAACUAUUUGGAUUUUAAUAUCGUUU